AUGAUUGAUCUCAUCUCCUCUAGUAAUCGGAGGGAAUGUUUUCGCUUUCUCACAAAUCCCAGUCUUCGGCUAUCUGCUUCUUUUCCUUCUCGAUCUCCCAACUCUCUAACUCCCAACUUUUGAGCGAUUUCGGCUUCACGCUGAACAGGAUUGCGAUAGAUAACACUCGGGAGUUACAGACAGAGGCGUCUCAGUCGCCGUCCUCGUCUGCUUCCGACGAGAUACACGUUUUAUCUGGUCCUAUGUUUUCCGGCAAAGCGACAACGAUCUUGCGGCGGAUGCUGGCGGAGAAGAGAACUGGCAGCUUUCAGGUGGGGCAUCAGAGAAAGAAAGAGCAGCUGGAUAAGACAUUGAAGGGACUGUGUGUUACUGGGAGAUUAAAAGAAGCUGUUGGGUUAUUAUGGCGUAGCGGGUCAAAAGUCGAGCCUGAUACUUAUGCUAUGCUGUUGCAAGAAUGCAAACAGAGGAAGGAAUAUACGAAAGGGAAACGGAUACAUGCUCAAAUGGCUGUUGUAGGAUUUGCUCCGAAUGAGUAUUUGAAAGUCAAGCUUUUGAUACUGUACGCUUUAUCAGGGGAUCUUCAGACAGCUUGGAUCCUCUUUCGUAGUUUGCUAUUGAGGGAUUUGAUCCCGUGGAACGCAAUGAUAUCAGGGCAUGUGCAAAAGGGUCUUGAGCAAGAAGGGCUUUAUAUGUAUUACGAUAUGAGACACCACAGAGUAGUUCCGGAUCAGUAUACCUUUGCUUCAGUGUUUAGAGGGUGUUCUGCGUUAGCAUCGCUAGAACACGGUAUGAGAGCUCAUGCUGUCAUGAUAAAGAGCCGUAUUAAGUCCAAUAUUAUAGUCAAUAGUGCCCUUGUUGAUAUGUACUUCAAAUGCAGCAGCGUCUCUGAUGGGUACAAAGUAUUUGAUCAGUUCUCCACCAGGAACGUUAUUACGUGGACCUCGUUGAUGUCUGGAUAUGGGUAUCAUGGAAAAGUUUCAGAGGUGUUAAAAUGUUUUGAUAAGAUGAAGGAAGAAGGUUGUAGACCGAACUCUGUUACAUUUUUGGUGGUUCUCACUGCGUGUAGCCAUGGAGGUUUAGUUGGUGAAGGUCGGGAGUAUUUCGAUUCUAUGAAGAGAGAUUACGGGAUUGAGCCUGAGGGACAACACUAUGCGGCUAUGGUUGAUAUCUUAGGGCGUGCUGGUAGGCUACAAGAAGCGUACGAGUUUGUUAUGAAGUCACCGUGCAAGAAACACGCUCCGGUAUGGGGUUCUUUACUUGGGGCAUGCAGGAAUUAUGGGAAUGUGAAACUGCUAGAACUCGCAGCUACGAAAUACUUUGAGCUGGAUCCAACGAACGGAGGGAAUUACGUGGUGUUUGCCAAUGGAUACGCGAGUUGUGGAUUAUUGGAUGCUGCCUCAAAAGUGAGGAGGAGAAUGGAGGAUGCGGGAGUGAAAAAGGAUACCGGGUAUAGCCAGAUCGAAUUACAAGGGGAAGUUCAUAGGUUCAUGACGGAUGAUAAGUCUCAUAGACUCUCUGGAAAGAUAUACAAGAAGGUCCAAGAGAUGACUUCUGUAUUCAUGCAUGUUGACUGCUAUCCAGAUGAUUUAGACGCUAGCUAUCCUGUUUGAUCGAUUGGUUUGUCAUCUUGUCUUGACUCUCUGACCAAAGCAACUUGCAGUUAGCUGACAGAAAUCUGUCUCCAACGGAUGCUGUAGCAGGCUCUCUCCAGAAAAUCUAUCUUGAUUCAAACACAAGCUUUGGUUUUGGAGCAUUAAGUUUAUAGGUUUAGCAGUAGAAUGUGAACUGUAGAUAAGUGAGAAUUGUGGUCUGGGUUUUGGAUUCAAUAGGAGCACAUCCUGAUAAUGAAAUGUGAUUGGUAUUGAUGGAAAACUCAAAUCUUAGGCGAAUGUAGAUAGCCUCAGUUUCUCAUAGAACGACCAACAAGGGUGUACCACCACCAGUCUCUCAUAUCAAAUCAGGUAAAGUGAAGGUAUUAGGCUCCGAGAAAUCUGUCGUGGAUCAAACACAAGUCGGGAGUUCUAACUUUUAUGGGUUUAGCUGUGGGAAUGUGAUUAUGUAGAAUAACUGAGAAUGGUAGUCCGAUUUAUUUUGAAUAGGAGCAAAUUUCUUCUGAUAAUGGAUGUGUUUAGAAUGAAUUAUGUAAACUCAAUUCUUAAUACUAAAGAAGCUCUUACUGUAAUUGAGACUGCAUGGUUAAACUGUAAACAGAUUAAUUUCUAGAUUAUUCAUCCAUUAUUGUUAUCGAGUCGAUUAUUUUUUUACUCGAUAAUUUGAGACAAUUCAUUCUUUUAGGGAAAAUUCCAUAUUAAUACCUCAACUUAUUUUCUAUUACCAUUUUAAUACACCAACUUUUGAUGUGCCCAGAACAAUACAUGAAUUAAAUUUGUUUUCCAGUUUAAACCACCAACUGUCUUAAUUUGUAUUUAUAUUCAAUAUACGGCAACUGUCUGUUUCUUUUUAAUAUGGGAUAGAGGUUAUCUUCGUGGCUUGAAUUUUCUCAUUAUUUUUUUAUUUUGAAAGAAACAAUAUAAUAAGG
This is a messenger RNA of Eutrema salsugineum, 2539 nucleotides long. RefSeq names its product pentatricopeptide repeat-containing protein At4g16470. The record is from RefSeq and is a predicted model, not a curated record. Gene Ontology annotation, molecular function: protein binding; RNA binding. Gene Ontology annotation, biological process: RNA modification. NCBI's taxonomy places the organism in Eukaryota, Viridiplantae, Streptophyta, Magnoliopsida, Brassicales, Brassicaceae. The transcript is spliced from 2 exons. The coding region runs from base 36 to 1610 and encodes 524 amino acids.